Molecule: messenger RNA, 7475 nt
Organism: Nerophis lumbriciformis (worm pipefish)
Lineage: Eukaryota; Metazoa; Chordata; Actinopteri; Syngnathiformes; Syngnathidae
Gene: itgb4
Product: integrin, beta 4
Biological process (GO): integrin-mediated signaling pathway; cell adhesion mediated by integrin; cell migration
Cellular component (GO): focal adhesion; cell surface; integrin complex
Molecular function (GO): integrin binding
Source: RefSeq, a predicted model, not a curated record
GGAGGUUAAAGGAGGGAUCAAGUCCCUCCACACAAGUCACAUCCAGUCAGCGGCUCUCGGACUCUCUGGCUGUUAUUUCUCUGUAUCACACUUGUCUCUUCGGUUUUAUGGUCAUUAAUAUUUGACCGGCACGGAUUGUACAAGAGGAAAGACGCAAAAACAAAACACAAGAUAUUUGGAUAAAAAAAAAAAAACUGGGCCAGACAAGCCUAAACGGAUUUAGUUUUUUUUCUUAAGUAUUGUUGGACUUUUGACCUUGGACUGGUGUGGGAGCAGAAACAGUUGCAGGAAGGAGAUGGGGAGAUGGACGUUAAAUCUCUCAGUGAGCCUUUGGCUUCUACUCAUGCUGAUGACCUUCUCAUACACUGACGCGAACUACUGCUUUGCGUCCAGGUCUAAAACCUGCUCAGAAUGCCUGCAGGCGGGGAAAGGCUGUGCAUACUGUCCUGAUGAGACCUUCAAUGGCCCUCGCUGUGACAUGUAUGAAAACAUUCUGGCUCAUGGCUGCAGUGCUGGUGCUGUGAUCACCGCCCAGAGCAGAAUGUCCAUUGAAAGAAAAGAACAGAUCAAAGUCCAAAUGCAGCAAGCGCAGGUGUACCCGCAGCAGAUGACCAUGUCUUUUCUGCCUGGGGAAGAGAAGAUGGUGGACGUGGAGGUGUUUGCUCCAACCAAAGGCCCUCUAGAUCUGUACAUUCUUAUGGACUUCUCCAACUCCAUGGAAGACGAUUUGGACAACUUGAAGAGGAUGGGCAAGGAGCUCGCUACGCUGGUGGAGAGACUGUCGGAUGACUACACCAUCGGAUUUGGAAAGUUUGUGGACAAAGUGAUUGAGCCCCAAACUGACAUGAGACCCGAUAAACUUGCUGAACCAUGGCCCAACAGUGACCCUCCGUUCUCUUUCGAAAAUGUCAUCAAGCUGACAAAAGACUUAGACUUCUUUAAUGGUGAGCUGCAAAAGGAAAGGAUCUCUGGCAACCUGGACGCUCCCGAAGGAGGCUUUGAUGCCAUACUGCAGGCUGCAGUCUGCGGAGAUAAGAUCGGUUGGCGACAACAAAGUACACAUCUGCUGGUUUUCUCCACUGAGUCCGCUUUCCACUACGAGGCCGACGGCGCCAACGUGCUAUCGGGCAUCCUGCCACGCAACGAUGAGUUAUGCCACCUGGAUGGCGAAGGCAGAUACACAGAGGAUAUCACGCAAGAUUACCCCUCCAUACCCACCUUGGUCCGUCUGCUCGGCAAAAAUAACAUUAUUCCCGUAUUCGCCGUCACCAACUACUCCUUUACGUACUACAAGAAACUUCAAGAGUACUUCCCCAUUGCUGAGGUGGGCCUGCUGCAGGAGGACUCAUCCAACAUCCUUCAAGUCAUGGAGAUUGCCUUUAAUAAUAUCCGUUCCAAGAUGAGCAUUCGUGCAGAAGACAGGCCCAAAGCCUUUGAGGCUCAGUUCUUGUCCACCAGUGGAAAGGUUGCGGAACACGGAGACUUCGAUUUCAAGCCUGGUGCAAUAGGCAAAUUCAAAAUGCUCCUCAAAGCCCAGCGAUUGAUCGACGAGUCUCCAGUCUGCAACAUGGAUCGCGACGAAAAAGAGGGCCUCAUGAGAGUCAAACCUACAACCUUCAACUCUGCAGUGAAUGUUAAAGCCAGUGUGCUGUGUCCAACAUGUGACUGUGAGAAGUCUGCCAUCCCCAAGGCACCCAGAUGCCAUGGCAACGGUAACCUUGUGUGUGGGAAGUGUCAGUGCUUUGACGGCUGGCUGAGUACAUUCUGUAACUGCUCAGCAAGUGCUUCAGCUCUUGACACCAAUCAGUGUAUCGGUCCAGAUUCAACGGAACCUUGUUCCGGCCGUGGGGAUUGCCUGGAGUGUGGAACCUGCGUGUGUUACAACCCUGACCAGUUUGAAGGGCCCUACUGCCAGUAUGACAGAACCCAGUGUCAGAGAUUUGGUGGCUUUCUCUGCAAUGACCGAGGUUCCUGCAUUAUGGGGCGCUGUGUAUGUUCUGAUGGCUGGGAGGGAAACGCCUGUGAAUGUCCCAGGAGCAACCAGACUUGCCUGGACAGUAAGGGGGGCGUGUGCAAUGGACGCGGUAAAUGUUUAUGUGGCAGCUGCCAAUGUAUAACGUCUGGUCUUGAAAUGACUUCCACGUGUGAGCCAAAUUUCCAGGCCCAGCUAGGAGUGUGUGAGGCCACACGAAGUUGUGUCCAGUGUCAAGCUUGGAAGACAGGAGAGAAGAAGGACAAAGAGGAGUGUGACAAGUGUCCUUUCAGAGUCGUCAUGGUAGAUGAACUGCACAAAGGGGAACGGGUGCUCGAAAAGUGUAGUUUCCGCGACGAGGAUGACGACUGCACGUACCACUACACUGUUGAAAACCCCAAAAUUCCAACAGCUAAAGACUUGGAGGUCCAGGUUCUCAAGAAGAAAGAUUGUCCCGCUGCCAGCCUCCUUUGGCUGCUCCCUCUCCUCCUGUUCCUUUUGUUACUGCUGGCACUUUUGCUGCUCUGCUGCUGGAAAUAUUGCGCCUGCUGCAAAACCUGCUGCCAGAACUGUCUUGCCCUGCUACCAUGCUGUAAUAAAGGUCGUAUGGUCGGAUUCAAGGAGGAUGAGUAUCUUCUCCGCCAAUCGCUACUCACUUCUGACCAUCUGGACACGCCGAUGGUGAGGACGGGUCCUCUCAAAGGCACUGAUGUGGUUCGCUGGAAGGUUACCGAUAAUGUCCACCGAAGUCCCAACCACCCUCAGGUUCUCGUCAAGCCCAACCCCAAAGAAAUUAUUCAGCAUCCAGUCUCCCUGCGGCUUAACAGGAGGUUUUCGGAAAACUUGUCUCGUGCUGACUCCAGAGAUGCUGAACAACUUCGUAAAGAAGUAGUAGACAAUCUUAAUGAGGUCUACAAGCAAAUUCCUGGGGCCCAGAAAAUCCAGAAGACCUCAUUUAGAACACAGAGAAAUGCUGGGAAAAGGCAAGACUACACCAUCAUGGACACCAUCCUGUCUGCUCCUCGCAGCAGCUACCCUGAUAUUGUCAGGCUCACUGAAAAAAAUGUCCAGUCUGGACGCUUCCAGGACCUCAAAGUGUUGCCUGGCUACUACACAGUAGCCACAGACAGAGAGGCUGCAGGAGCUAUCGAGUUCCAAGAAGGUGUGGAGUCAGUGGAUGUUCAUGUGCCACUCUUUGUGAAGGAGGAGGACGAUGACAAGAAGCAGCUGCUGGUUGAGGCGACGGACGUACCACUGGGCAUUGCCAAAAUUGGGAAACGCUUGGUGAACAUCACCAUCAUCAAAGAGCGUGCCACCAGUGUGUUCUCCUUCCUCCAGCCGGCAUAUACCUACAGCAGACAAGAUGGUAUGGCCAACAUCCCUAUUAGUAGGGAGAUCAUAGAGGACGGACGCACGCAAGUCUCCUACCGUAGUCGAGAUAACACAGCUAAGGAUAAAAAGGACUAUGUGUCUGUGGAUGGAGACCUCACCUAUGGUCCUGGUGAGACCCAGAAGAUAGUUCCUGUUCGUCUGCUGGAGCUGGGCGAGAAAGAUGCCCUUUUGGAUGACAAACAGUCUAAACAGUUCAUCAUGGACCUCAGUAACCCACGUCAGGGAGCCAAGCUUGGACGCUAUCCCAGAACUACUGUCACAAUCGCCGACGUACCAGAGCCCAGUGUGAUGAUGUUCAAAAGAGGCACCCAGAACUUCACUACGUCCGCCCCAACCUACACUAUCCCUGUGGUCCGCACUCGUAACCCAGACAGCCUUGCCACAGUUAAAUGGCGCACCAAGAAAGCCCAACGCUUUGAGCUAUCCGGCCCACUGAAGUUCAGUCCCGGAGAAACAGAGAAGAACAUAGUAAUCGACCCAAGAGCUCACCCUGGUACGGUUCAACCAGAGAGCUUCCAGUUGGAGUUGUUUGACCCAAGUAGCAAUGGCAGUAUUGGAGAGAGGAAGACCACAAUUGUCAAUGUCGUAGAAGGAGGUCCAAAGUCUCCUGAGAUGUCCAAGACGCAACAAUCAGGCUUUUCAAGUCCAGUCAGUACCUUGCCCGAUGGCCGCCUUCAUGCUCCACCAAACCCUAGGGCCAAAGCAAUUGGACCAAGAAGCAUCCGUCUCAACUGGGACCCACCACCUGGUAACCCCAUGGGGUACAAGGUGAAGUAUUGGAUCUACGGUGACCCAGAGAAAAAUGCCCAGGUUAUUGAUGUGAAGACUCCUCAAGCGGAACUGACCAACCUGUAUCCCUACUGUGACUAUGAGAUGCGAGUGUCCGCCUACAAUGCAAUGGGGGAUGGCAAUGACACAGACAUUGUUACCUGUCAGACUCUGGAAGAUGUGCCGGGGGAACCAGGUCGUCUGGCCUUCAAUGUAAUCAGCCCAACAGUCACACAGCUCAGUUGGGCUGAGCCUGCAGAGACAAAUGGUAACAUCACGGCUUACGAGGUCAUCUACACCCCCAUCGAUGACGAGCUGAAACAAGUGGGUGCAGCUAAGAAGGUGAAGAUUGACAACCCAAAGAAGCGAAUGCUCUUGAUUGAGAAUCUUGUGAGUGCCCAGACCUAUCAGUACAAGGUCCGUGCCAAGAACAGUGUCGGCUGGGGCCCCUUCAGAGACGCUACCAUUAACUUAGCAUCGCAACCUGUGAGACCUCUGUCCAUCCCCAUUAUUCCCGACAUCCCCAUCGUUGAUGCAGAGGCGGGAGAUGAAUAUGACAGCUAUCUGAUGUACAGCAACGAGGUGCUGAAGUCUCCCGCAGGCUCCAAGACACCCAGCGUCUCUGGUGAAGAUUAUAUGAACGGAAAGUGGGACACAAACUUCCUUUUCCCAGGCGGCUCUGGUGUACGCAACCUGUCGACAUCAUCCUCCCCAAUGUCCACGGUGAGCUCCAACUACCGAGGCGACGCCUAUACCACAGGAACCACCCACUACAUGUCUGGAGCAGGAAGUCCUCGCAGACCCGAUAUGAUGGGUGGAAUGGGUGGAAUGGGUGGCGUGUACUCGUCAGACGUCAUCAUGAGGAAGCGCUCAGAGAACAGGGGUUACACAGAUGAAAACAUCCGAGACUCGAUUGUCAUGGGAGAUUUAUCCAGCAAGUUUCCAGGUCUAGAUGUGCCAUCAGGUGUUUACGGCUUCCCUGGGUCGCAGAGCACCUUUCAGAGCCAGUUCAGCUACAGCCGGUCUCAGGGUCCGAGGGCCAGGACCGAGUCUUCGGAGGUCCGCGAAGCCCUGUAUGAUCUGGACAGGGUGCUCUUGGAUGCAAGACUCUCGCCAGGAGUCCCCGACACCCCCAGCAGACUGGUGUUUUCUGCUCUGGGUCCCACUGCCCUAAAAGUCAGCUGGCAGGAACCCCACUGUGAGAAGGACAUCCUUGGUUACUGUGUGCUGUACCAGGAGCUUAACGGAGGCGAAGUUAAGCGCAUCAACGUGACCAACCCAGCAGAGAACUCUGUGAUCAUCCAGGACCUGUUGCCAAACCAUUCAUACCUAUUUAAGGUGAAGGCUCAAAGCCAAGAGGGCUGGGGUCCGGAACGAGAGGGCGUCAUCACCAUUGAGUCGGCCGUAGACCCCAGGAGUCCCCUCAGUCCCAUGCCAGGCUCACCGUUCACCUUGAGCACCCCCAGCGCUCCCGGUCCCCUCGUUUUCACAGCUCUAAGCCCGGACUCCCUGCAGCUCAGUUGGGAGAAGCCCCGGAAACCAAAUGGAGGCAUUCUCGGCUACGUAGUAACCUGCGAGCAGCUGCAUGGAGGAGGUGACAUGCGUUCCUUCCAGGUGAGCGGUGACACCGCUGAGACCAAGCUGACCGUCCCAAACCUGACUGAGAACAUCCCCUACAAGUUCAAAGUUCAGGCUCGGACGACUCAGGGCUUCGGUCCCGAGAGGGAGGGCAUCAUCACCAUUGAGUCUCAAGAUGGAGGAGCUUUGUCUCAGUACAACAAUCAAUCCAUGACGAGAAGAGACGUGUUCAACAUGCCCACAGAAGUCAACACAGUCAGCAAUAUCUCCCGCACCAUGGUGAAUGACCCCUACUUCUCAGAUGGAAUGAUGAUGACCACGCAGCACACAGAGAGCGGCGGCAUGAUGAUGCAGCAAAUCACCAAGGAAGUGGUCCAGAGGAGCGUCAUGGGAGGAACCUCCGUCACAAAAAACAUGUUUUAUGACUCCUAAAACCUUUACUUGACCUUGGUUGUCACCUUUAUUCAAAUUCACGCUCGUUAAGAGUCUGAUGUGCAUUCGUUAUUGUGCAUGUGUGAGAUUGUGGUACCAAAAAAAAACUAUUUUUAGUUUGUCUGUUACAAAUGUUGCUGUCGAGUAAACAACACGAGCGCACACACGCGUUGUGUUUUUAAAGCAGGCAGGUAAUCCCUCCGCCUGUUCCCUAAUCCAAAAUGACACAACGCCCUUGCCACGCUAAUCUUGUAUAUCUGUUGUGUGUGUGUGUGAUAUUACAACACACACACACAUAUUAACAACUUAUUUCUAGUUUAUAUUCUUCCAUUAUUUGCCUCUCGUGUUUUUGUUUUGUUUUUUUGGACUGACUGACUGACAAGAGUUAUGGUGAAUUUAAGGGAAUCUUGUGCAUAAAUGUGUAUAAUAUUACAAAGAGAUCCCUGAUUUAAAAGUAACACCAACAUGCAUGCCAAAUAUAGCUGACUCAUGUAUCAGGCUUUGUUGUGCUACUCAUGCUGGAAAUAAUUCAACAACUACUUGGUUUUACAUUUCAUAAGAUGCUUUAUGCUCAUACUACUAUAAAUGUAAGCUGUUGCAUUAAUGGAUUUUUGCAGGAAUUGCAUAUGACAAAAAAGAUUGUAUUAUAAAUAUAGUCAAUUUGCUCUGCAUUUGAACCCCAUUAGGUGCAUCUCAAUCAAUUAGAAUAUCUUUGAAAAUUAAACUUUUACAGAAUGGUAUAUUUUAAGAAUGUAUUUCUGAAUCAGUAUGUAAAUGUUUUUUUUUUUAAUUGUCAACAAAGUUCAAUAUUAUGAACCGGUGAUUCUCAAACUGUCCAUUUAGUGGUACGCCAAAUAAUCACUUAAAUAUUUAAACACAGUGUUACUGUUCAAAGUGUGUGUUAUCAUUGGCCUAAAUAUUCAAUGUACUUGUUAAAUACAACCUCUGCCUUUUUUUAAUUAAUAUUUAGGCUUACUGCGCUACUGUAUUUUAAUGUUGGUCAUUAUGGUGGUACUUGGAGAGCCAAGGGUUUUUGGACAAAAGUUUGAGAACCACUGUUGUAAACUAUACGGCUCUAAUCAGCAGACAAACUGCAAAAACUAAAACCUUCAGUAUGUGAUUCAUAGUCUGCACAAGUCAAAUAAAUUCCAAUUCAUUGAGAUGCACCUGUACAGUAUUGUGUCAUAUAAGAAAAAAAGGGCCAUCCUCAGACCUAAACGUGGUGAAAUGGAUAAAUAUUUGAAAAUAAAUGUAAUCACAUUAAAGCAAACGCGCUUACAAUAUAUUUUAUGUUUUCUGUAUGUGUUGCACUUAAUAAAGAUUUUGAAACAAA